Messenger RNA from Cordyceps militaris CM01, 852 nucleotides. RefSeq names its product C2H2 transcription factor (Egr2), putative. Lineage: Eukaryota; Fungi; Ascomycota; Sordariomycetes; Hypocreales; Cordycipitaceae. Gene Ontology annotation, biological process: regulation of transcription by RNA polymerase II. The record is from RefSeq and is a predicted model, not a curated record. The transcript has a single exon. Gene Ontology annotation, molecular function: RNA polymerase II cis-regulatory region sequence-specific DNA binding; DNA-binding transcription factor activity, RNA polymerase II-specific. Gene Ontology annotation, cellular component: transcription regulator complex; PcG protein complex. Bases 1 to 852 code for a protein of 283 amino acids.
AUGGACGCUCGCAACGCCGCUGGCCGCCGGGUCUCGCUUCUCAACGACGACACGCCUCGCCAACCGUCCUCGUACACCAUUGCUCAUGCCUAUGCCACGCCUCCCUCGGGCCCUUCGUCACCCACCAGCCCGCAAAUAUGGCGCUCCAGCUCCUACGACUCGCAAGUGAGCGGUAGUGACGCCGUCUCCCCGUUGACGCCCGCCCUCGACUACCCUUACACAUCCUCGCAAACGUCUAGCCGCGCCUCCCUCGCCAAGCACCCGCUACACUAUGCUAGCAGCCGUUCCACCUCCAACGAGGACGAUGUUGCCGUCGCUGGCGCCGCCGCCCAGGACCGCCCCGCCAAGCGCUACCCGUGCCGCUUCCGCGACUCCCACGGCUGCGAAAAGACGUUUACCACGUCGGGCCACGCUUCCCGCCACUCCAAGAUUCACACGGCUGAAAAGGCUGUCCAGUGCACCUUUGCCGGCUGCCAGAAGAAGUUUACCCGUGCCGACAACAUGAAGCAGCACCUCGAGACGCACUACAAGGACAAGUCCCGCACCGCCAGUAGUCACCGUUCUGGCCCCGCCGCCCACCCCAAGCCGGCCGCCGACCAUCGUCGCCCGGCCGCCUCUGCACGCAGCCGCUCGACGUCGUCUAUCAGCGGGCCAGAACUCGACGUACGCCAGUACGCGCUACCCACGCCGCCCCCUCUGCGCUCGCCCGCCGUCAUGGCCAGCGGUGGUCGCUCCGCCUGGGAGAUGACAGCCUCGACGCUGCCCAUGCACAGCCGUCCGUCUGCCUCGCACGCCCCCAGGAGCGGCCUCGAUGCGCUUGCCAUGGCCAUUGCUUGCCAAGAGAGCUCAUGA